AUGCUCUUGAAACGUGAGCGACGAGUGUCUGUCAGAGCUAUGGGCAGCCUGAGCGUUGAGGAGGAGGCGAAGACUCUCUUUCAUCAGCUCGAAGAUCAAAGCAUGCGCAGGGAGAGUACCAGCGAGGACCCAACGGUCGAGCUCAAGAGCGUGACUGGCGAUACUAGCGGUUUGCGGAGAAGAAAGAGCUCGACGAAAAGUCUUGUGAGGCUGCUGAGCAGAGGAAGUGGGAAGAAUCGGAUGGAGGAAGGGAACGUAGAGAAGGAGAGCACAAGAAGCUCUCUCAGCUCAAAGGAAGAGGACAUGCUGAGGAAGAGAACCCGAGAAAGCCGCGCAAAGCCUUGGCAGGUUGAAAAGCACAACAUUCGCAACAAAGUCAAGAAGACUAUGAUCGUAGCAUCGGCGUGGAAGCUCACCAAGGACUUGGAGGGUCUCAGAAACGACAUCGACGAAUGUAGAAAGACUCUGCUAGACGCGGACGAGCUGCUGAGGGCAAAGACGGAGGAAAAGAGUGAAGGGGUUGGGGAUUUCUCCACUCCCAAAGGAAGGAAGAGUCUCCCUUGCUUGACUUUCGAUCGAGAUCUUCAUGGUAGCUCAGGCAAGAGGAGGUGGGCAGGCGUCAGAACGGUACUCCAGCUAUCAAGAAGCCGCCGCCUCAAGACCAACUCUCCGCUCCUUAACUCUCCCAGCAACAAGAAGAUCGUCAGCCCGGAACCCUCACGGCGCUACAUCCCCGGGGUCGGAAAGAUGUGGGUCUACACGCAUCGGGGGAAGGUGGUGCAGGUGAUUGGCAAGGAGUUGCCUCCGGAGCUGGUGAUGGCGAGAGGCGAAGACAAGGGCGACAACGAGAUGGAGCAAACCUGCGAUGCUGCGGGUGCGAGAAGGAGGGAAGAGGAUCAGAGCUGA
Messenger RNA from Guillardia theta CCMP2712, 906 nucleotides. RefSeq lists its product as hypothetical. Lineage: Eukaryota; Cryptophyceae; Pyrenomonadales; Geminigeraceae. Bases 1 to 906 code for a protein of 301 amino acids. The record is from RefSeq and is a predicted model, not a curated record. The transcript is spliced from 7 exons.